UUGCCUAUCGAGCUCAUUGACGAGAUAAUUUCCUACUACAUCUGUGAUGCAUAUCCUACCGUGGACGAGGAUUUCUUGUCAACUGCCACGAGGUUGAAGCCCGAUUGGAGAUUGAUUGAGCCUCUCACCCUGACUUCCAGGAGUAUCCGCCAGUCGGCUAUCGAGGCUUGGUUCCACGUCUUUGUAGCCAGCCAUCCAAGGGAUCUCGUCGAGAUCGAUACGUUUCCUCAAGUCAGCAGCUGGAUAAGAGUCCUGCAUUGCAAAGAUCACGACAGAACUCUUCACGAUGCAGAAGCCGGCCCAUGGUGGGACCUCAGCAAGUUCAAACGCGUAAACAGACUACGCCUGGACGUCGACCCUCUCGACUAUAACUAUGCAUUCGACUUUUGUAACGUGCCGCCUCUGCAAGAGCUCGAGGUCCAUGACCACCCAUGGCCGUCUCCCGUCUUCCUGCAGGCCAUCGCGAUGCGGUUCCCUGAGCUGCGGGUCCUCCGGCUCUCGCAGAAAUCGAUCUGGUGUAGCCUCUGCAACACAUGCAACGUCCCAGCAUUCAAAGAGGAGCCGCCCUCGCCGAUCGUGUACACAGGCGGCAUUGGCCUACCCAUGCACUACAACCGCUUCUGGGCCAUGCUCAAGCACCUGCACACCGUGCGCAUCACCGUCGGCUACCACAAGGAUGGCUACUCUCGAAUCGACGAGGCGAACGAGAACCUCUGGUGCGGCGAGUGCGGCCACUGCAUGGCGGUCAUGUACGCAGACGAGGGCUUCCGGGUGGACUGGGUGGAGCGGAAGAAGAGCGCGCAGCUGCGGCCGCCGGCGCUGCAGCGCGUCGAGUGGCGGUUC
Molecule: messenger RNA, 843 nt
Organism: Laetiporus sulphureus 93-53
Lineage: Eukaryota; Fungi; Basidiomycota; Agaricomycetes; Polyporales; Laetiporaceae
Exons: 3
Source: RefSeq, a predicted model, not a curated record